GCUCGAUAUCGGACCCAUUUAAUGAUACGCUUUCGCAUCUCUGCCACAGUUUCCAAUGCAAAAAUGUCCGCGACAGAUUUAACAACCAUGAUUCGUGCUCUACUUUUUAUUUCAUGCAUUGCGUUCAACUGGCCUAAAAUUGAUGCCGCAGCAAGCAAGAAAGUCAAAAUAUUUUCCGAUGAGGAUCGCCCAUCAUGUGGCUACAGGGUAAUAAAGCGAAUGGAAAAUUGCUGCUCUUUCCCCGAUUUCAUAUCCACCGACGUGUUUGUGUCGUGCCAUGAAGGCUUAAAGAUAGUCAACCCAGCACCCGACCAAGACGCGGAAACAUCGCCAUCUGGCAAAAAGUCUUCGAAGAAAAGAGUUUCGCGGCAAGCUUCUUAUAAGCCUGGAUGGGGUGGUGGACGGUCAUUGGGCACCUAUAGGGGCGGCAGGAAAAGCCACGGACAAGCUAUGUGCAUUUAUGAGUGCGUGCUUCGAGACCAAAAACUGCUCAAGUCAGACGGGGAAAUUGACACGGCCGCGAUGGAAAAGCAAUUUGUCAAGGACAUCCCGGAGGAUUGGAAAAGCAUCGUCCAAGACGCGCUCAGAAACUGUUCUGACGAGUAUGGCAAUGUGAAGCAGUCAUCGCUUCCAGCGCCAAUUAUUUCGCCGAGUGGAAAAUCUUGUCGCUUUGGACCCACGCUCUACAUGUCUUGUUUCAGAAGAUACAUCACAGUGAACUGUCCUAGCAAAUAUUUACUGAAGAUUGAUUCAACUUGUCCGGAAAAGAAAAAUGCGUUGCAAAAAUGCGAUCCCUUCAAAGUGAGAGGCAGCCAAGGUGAAGGCAGGAAGUACUGGAGCGAUCCAGAGGACGAGAAACCGAAUGAUGCUGUCCAACGCAUGCAGAGAGAGAAAAUUGUAGCAGCCCCUCAGCGAAAAUCGGCUUCUUUCGCAAAUGGAAAGAAACGCAGAGGAGGAUAGAAGAAAAUAUUUGAAUUUCUCAGCCUUAAAUUCGUAUCAUAAUUCCUAUCAAUAAAAGAAAGUUCUAAAUUUUACAAAACUUG
This is a messenger RNA of Cloeon dipterum, 1043 nucleotides long. RefSeq lists its product as uncharacterized. The coding region runs from base 22 to 960 and encodes 312 amino acids. Lineage: Eukaryota; Metazoa; Arthropoda; Insecta; Ephemeroptera; Baetidae. The record is from RefSeq and is a predicted model, not a curated record. The transcript is spliced from 9 exons. Gene Ontology annotation, molecular function: odorant binding.